This is a messenger RNA of Danaus chrysippus (African queen), 213 nucleotides long. Lineage: Eukaryota; Metazoa; Arthropoda; Insecta; Lepidoptera; Nymphalidae. The record is from the annotation of a GenBank genome assembly.
AUGUCUGAUCUUCCGUACGGGCCGCCGGUGCGAGUGUCUCCACUCAUCAGGUUUGGCCGCUGGUCAUUCCUCGGUCUGGGAGUAGCCUACGGAGCCUUCCACCAGAACAGAUUAUCUAAGAAGGAGGCCAAGCUCCGCGAGAUCGAGGCUCGCGAGAAGGUCGUCAAGGAUGCUAAGCUGAAGGAGGAAAGAGAACGAGCAGCGGCCGGUUAG